Kwoniella botswanensis is the source of this 930-nucleotide messenger RNA. RefSeq lists its product as uncharacterized. The record is from RefSeq and is a predicted model, not a curated record. The coding region runs from base 1 to 930 and encodes 309 amino acids. NCBI's taxonomy places the organism in Eukaryota, Fungi, Basidiomycota, Tremellomycetes, Tremellales, Cryptococcaceae. The transcript has 7 exons.
AUGUCUUACGCAUCUGUAGCCAGCCACAACAUCCCAUUCGGUGAAAUGCCAAAACCCGAUCCCAACCUUGCCGAAGGACACUUCGCAGGCGAGACUGAGGCUCACAACACUGUCGACUCAAAGGUCAACGUCCUCCCAGCUGGAUCAGACCCCAACCACCCAGAUAUCGAACCUGCUCAGCCCACCGCCCCAAUCAGUGUAGAACUUCACCCUGCGCCAGAAUACGAACCUUCCACUUCGGAAAGUGCACCUAAACCUCUUCCUACUCCUACGAAAAACAGUGUAGACUUGCCAGAGAGCGGAGCAGAGUUCGAAAAGAAAGCCGAAAAGGCCGAAAAGAAAGCCAAGGAAGUUGAAAAGAAGGCUGAGAAGAAAGGUCACGAAUACAGCAAAAAAGCCAAGGAUGAGCUACACAAAGCUGAAUCUGCUCUUGGUCCAUACUGGGACAAGACCAAGGAUGUUGUCCUUCGACCUGGUACCCUCGGUGGUCUUUUGGGUGUUGUGAACGUCGGUAUUCUCGGUACUGCUGGUUACUUCGCCUACACACGCAAAGAUCAACCAUGGGACAGACGAAUUGUUGGUGGAGUAGCGACUGGUAUAUUAGCACUUCUAGGAGCUGAGUCUUACGCCGCCGAAUCAUAUCUUCAAACCCCAGAGGGUAAGCAAGAAGCCGACCGAGCACGAGCUGAAGGCUCCAAAUUCUACCUCCAAGCUAAAGAAGUCAUCUUACGACCUCAAGUCGCUGGCGGUCUCGUUGGUGCUGUAAACGUCGCUAUUCUCGGUGCUGUCGGUUACUUCAGCUACAAGAACUGGAACCAACCAUGGGACCGAAGAACCGUCUCAGCUGUCACCAUUGGUCUUCUUGGUCUAUCAGGUUUGGAAGGAUACGCCGGUAAGAUCUACGCGGACAAAGAGCUUCCUAAGCACUAA